AUGGCAACCCAAGAGGAGCUGGCAACACUCUUCCAACAACAGUUCUCUCUCCAACCUCAAUCCACAUAUGUUGCUCCUCCCCCUCAAGUGCAACCCAAGCAAGUCGAGGAACCAUACGUCUACUCCAUCUCGCGCCAUUACCACCACUCCACCCAUGUCGUCCCUCAUCAGCCCGCAAGACCUGCCUCUGAGCCCCCGCAGACCGACCAGCUCACCACAGAGAUCAUACUUGGUCGCCAUGGAGUGGACGUAAUGAAUCUCUUCCCCUCUCAGAUCGACCUCUUCAAGACCGCAGACGCCUCCCAGCAAAUGCGGCUGAUCGAGCUCUGGAGAGCAGCCCCACCCAACUACGGUGGACACGCUUUGGCACAAGACUUGGGCAACUGGCCAUCCACCUCCUUCCAACAAGAAGAGGCUAUGGCGAAGCUGCGGUAUGAAAGACAGAUGCUCGAGGAGCGUAUGGCGCGGGCGGGCGGAGACGCACAAGGCAUUAUUAGUAUGGACGGAGCUGAGGAUACCAUGAGCGAUGCUAGCACCACUGCGCCUCUCACACCCAUCACAGGAGGAGAUGGCCGGUGGUCGACUGCUGAGCCAUACAUGCAGUCCGGCUACGAAGCUCUUGCUCAGCGGGAGUAUACAACCUCUGCUUCCCAGUCGAAUGACACAUACUCGCACUUCGGGUCGGCAGUUGGAGGACCAACUUACAAACAAGCAACUGACCCUGUCUAUAAUAACAUGGAAGAUGUUCACAAAAAUCCAAACAUUGGUGGUGGCUGGGCAGUUCUCCUCGAGCAGCGACAGCAGGCCAUGGAGAACCAAUACGGAGCAUACGAUCAACACUACCACCACAACGUUGACGGCGUCACUAUAGCAGGAUACCAAGGCGAAGACGAAGAGAUGUUGUAG
Drepanopeziza brunnea f. sp. 'multigermtubi' MB_m1 is the source of this 906-nucleotide messenger RNA. RefSeq lists its product as uncharacterized. Lineage: Eukaryota; Fungi; Ascomycota; Leotiomycetes; Helotiales; Drepanopezizaceae. The record is from RefSeq and is a predicted model, not a curated record.